AUGGGCAGAAACGGUCAAUAUGGUGGUUAUUUUAAAGGUCUAGAUGGGUUUGGAAAAACUAUGGAAGAUGUAAAGAUACGAACUGGUUUCGGUGGAUUUCUUACUUUAGCAUCAGCAAUUUUAAUUGUGACUUUAGUUUUAGUUGAAUUUGUAGAUUAUAGAACAUUACAUUUAAAUCCUUCAAUAGUAGUAGAUAAAUCUAGAGGUGAAAAAUUAAUUGUAGAUAUGAAUAUUACAUUUCCUAGAGUACCUUGUUAUCUACUUAGUGUGGAUUUGAUGGAUAUUAGUGGUGAACACCAAAACGAUGUUAAUCAUGAUAUGACGAAAACAAGACUUAACCCUGAUGGUACUUUAGUCAGUGCUAGCGUUAGUAAAGGUCUUAAAGGAGAACUUGAUACAAUUGCUGCAACUCGAGCUCCAGGUUAUUGUGGUUCUUGUUAUGGUGGUACACCACCUGAAUCAGGAUGUUGUAAUACAUGUGAAGAAGUCAGGGAAAGCUAUGUCAGACGUGGCUGGAGUUUUAGUAAUCCAGAUGGAAUUGAACAGUGCGUACAAGAACAUUGGUCAGAUAAAAUUAAAGAGCAAGAAAAAGAAGGUUGUAAUAUGAAUGGACAAGUCAAAGUCAACAAAGUAAUUGGAAACUUUCAUAUGUCACCUGGUCGAUCAUUUCAAACCAACGCAAUGCAUGUACACGAUUUAGUACCUUAUUUGCAAACAGGCAAUUCACAUGAUUUCGGUCAUAUCAUUCAUAAAUUUGCUUUUCUUGCUGAACAUCAAAGUCCAGAUGAUGAUGAAACUCGUCGAAUUAAAACUAGUUUAGGUAUUGUAAAUCCAUUAGAUGGAAUCAAAGCACAUACCGAAGAGAGUAAUUAUAUGUUCCAAUACUUUUUAAAAGUGGUUGGAACUGAAUUUCAUCUUUUAGAUCAAAGAGUAGUCAAAACUCAUCAAUAUUCAGUUACACAAUAUGAAAGAGAUUUAACUAAAUCAAGUCGAGGUGGAACAGAUGAAUUAGGUCAUCAAACCAGUCAUGGUUAUGCAGGUGUACCUGGUUUAUUCUUUAAUUAUGAAAUCUCACCCAUGCAAGUGAUUCAUAAAGAAUAUAGACAAUCUUUUGCACAUUUUGCUACUUCUACUUGUGCAAUUAUUGGGGGAGUCUUAACGGUGGCUGGGUUGAUUGAUAGUGCAGUUUAUGGUGCUAGAAAUCGAAUCAAAUUACAAAGUUCAGAUGGUGGAUUCGAAUCUCAUUCUAGGACUGGAAAAUUUUUGUAG
Melampsora larici-populina 98AG31 is the source of this 1269-nucleotide messenger RNA. RefSeq lists its product as uncharacterized. Gene Ontology annotation, cellular component: Golgi membrane; endoplasmic reticulum; endoplasmic reticulum membrane. The transcript is spliced from 12 exons. NCBI's taxonomy places the organism in Eukaryota, Fungi, Basidiomycota, Pucciniomycetes, Pucciniales, Melampsoraceae. The coding region runs from base 1 to 1269 and encodes 422 amino acids. Gene Ontology annotation, biological process: retrograde vesicle-mediated transport, Golgi to endoplasmic reticulum; endoplasmic reticulum to Golgi vesicle-mediated transport. The record is from RefSeq and is a predicted model, not a curated record.